Molecule: messenger RNA, 1827 nt
Organism: Trypanosoma cruzi
Lineage: Eukaryota; Euglenozoa; Kinetoplastea; Trypanosomatida; Trypanosomatidae
Product: cation transporter protein, putative
Exons: 1
Coding region: 1-1827 (608 amino acids)
Biological process (GO): zinc ion transport; intracellular zinc ion homeostasis; transmembrane transport
Cellular component (GO): Golgi apparatus; membrane
Molecular function (GO): zinc ion transmembrane transporter activity
Source: RefSeq, a predicted model, not a curated record
AUGCUAUCUUUUGUUGUUGCUGCUGGAUUUGCCGGAACAAUCCUGGCACAAAGUUUUAUUCUUAAAAAUUCCCAGGCUCACUUCUUAUGGGUUGGGGGUUUGGUUUCUAUGGGUGAGGCAUUGAUACAUCUAGUGCAGAUUAGAGAAAACGCCAGAGACGUUUACAAUUGUUUUUUUCCACAUUUUUUUUAUGCAAUUUUAAUGGGAACUUUUAGAGCUUAUAUUUGUGGUUUUUUAUUGUAUAUUUUAAAAGAAAUUGAGCCUAUUUUUUCAAUAUUGUUUUACUGUGCUUUUGUACUUCAAGGGAAAUACUUGCAAACCGAGAACCUGAGGAAUAAGUUGAUUUGGUUUGGAGUCUCUACACUCAGUACACUUCUGCUGUUCCUGGGGAUUUUGAUUAAGAAGAAUGGGGAUAUUUCACUCUUGACUUUUGCGCUUGCUGGAUUAGUUCUCUCUGUGAUAUUGGCAAAUUUUUUUGAGUUUCAUUGUUUUAGGGAGAAUAAUUCUUGGCUGAGAUUUUUUGAGCAGGUGUUUGCAUCUGUAGAGUUGUCCAUUUUUGGUUGGAUGUUUUUUUUUGUUGAUACAACGUUUGUUUCUUCCUAUCCAUGGCUUUUGUUUCCAUUACUUUCCAUUAUUUCGGGGUGUGGGAAAGCACUAUUUGACUUAAGAUUUGGAGCUACACCCGUGACUUUUGGUGUGAAUGAGGUUUUGGUGCUUCUUUUAGGAGGCUGUAUUUUGAAUAUUGGUUUUAGGACUCUUGACUAUGGUGAUUUUUUAGCUAUGAUCAGUGCUUGUAUAUUUUUGAUCUGUUCUCUGAAUUCAAUGUAUUGUAAUAAUGGACUGCCUUUAUUGGAGCCUUCAUCUUUUUUAACGAACCGGAAUGGUAUUUUAGCAUUUGUUGGCGAUGCGUUUAAUUACUUUUUUCAAGGAGAGCGUGAGAGAAGGUUAUUUUCUUUUUUUCUUCUUACGGUAGCUGUGAUGGUCCUCGAACUGCUUUAUGGUAUUUCAGCUAAUUCUUUGGGCUUAGUCUCGGAUUCUUUUCAUAUGCUAUUAGACUCGGUAUCAAUUGCAGUUGGUUUAUUUGCAGCUUUUGUUUCGUCGUUAGCUAGUGAUAAAAUGACACAUCCAUUUGGCUAUGCUCGAUAUAGAGUUUUGGGGGGAUUUAUUAAUGCUGUGCUUUUACUUUUUAUAGCAUUGUUUGUUGUAGUCGAAUCGGUGGAAAGAAUAAUGAAUCCCCCUGAUAUUAACGCUGCGUAUCUAAUACAUGUUUCUGUUGUUGGUCUAAUUGUAAACAUUGUUGGUGUCGCAUUUUUCCACGGUGUGGGCUCUCACUCCCAUUCCCAUGAUGGAUGUUCGGGUUCUGUGGAUCAUAAUUUGAGAGGGAUUUACUUGCAUAUAUUGGCGGAUCUUGUGGGUAGUAUAAAUGUUAUGAUAUCAAGUAUAGUAAUUUCUCUUACCGGUAUGAAAAUUGUUGACCCGAUAUGUAGUCUUCUUAGUUGUGUAUUUAUAGCUUUUUCAGCCUUCCCUCUUUUGGAAGAAACCGGAAAGGUACUUCUUUUGGGUGGAUAUCCAUAUGACGAGGAAAAUUUUUUAAAGAAAGCUAUUGCUGGCAUCAAGGACAUUGAAGAUGUAGAUUCAGUAGAAAAUAUUUGUGCAUGGCCUCAUUCAACCGCACCUAACGAAUCGGCAUAUUGCGCAAUAAGGGUGUUAGCACGUGCUCGAGCUGAUCACAGCAAAAUACGUUUUUCAGUCACACAUUUCAUGAGGAAUUUUUUUAAGGCAGAGACUGGAUCACAUCACUUGAAUAUAAUUGUGCAUGUGGAAUAG